AUGCCGCACCGUAUAAUAUUAUUAAGCCGCUUUGUUGCCGUAUCAGUACACAUUGAGAACAUUUUUUUUCUUCGUAUGGGAAAAAGAAAGAUUGUUUCCUGUGCUCCCUGCAGAGUACAACGCAAGAAAUGCGCAGAAGAAUGCAUUUUGGCUCCUUAUUUUCCUCCCGAUGAUCCAGACAAGUUCGCAAUCGUGCAGAGAGUGUUUGGAACCGGCCAUAUCAUUAAACUUCUUCAAGUAAGUUUUAGCUGUGCCCUAGUUCUUAAUGAUGGUACUUCUGAAAUUCAUGGUUUUGGUGUGCUGUUGGUUCAGGGUUUGGAGGCUGAGAAAAGAGCAGAUGCAGUGAAUAGCAUUGUGUAUGAAGCGAGUGCAAGGCUGAAGGACCCCGUGCAUGGGUGUGCAAAAGAAAUUGAUCAGCUCCAGAAGCAAAUUGCCGGUCUGGAAUCCCAAUUGGCGGUGAAACAAGCAGAACUAAAGGAUAUGAGGUCGGAAUAUGAUAAUCUUGUAUUGCUUGUGGGUACUGCAUCUCUUGAUUCUCAACUUGUUCAAUAUCCAACAUUUUCUGCACCACAACCAAGGGAAGAUGGCAUGUAUGACGAGGUGGAUCCCUUGUUGUCCUGGGGGCUGCUAUGGGAGGAAUAG
Cryptomeria japonica (Japanese cedar) is the source of this 642-nucleotide messenger RNA. Its product is annotated as LOB domain-containing protein 1-like. Lineage: Eukaryota; Viridiplantae; Streptophyta; Pinopsida; Cupressales; Cupressaceae. The record is from RefSeq and is a predicted model, not a curated record. The coding region runs from base 1 to 642 and encodes 213 amino acids. The transcript has a single exon.